AUGAGGCCGAAACCAUGGGUAUUCAAGUACGCCAUUCCACGAUCAUAUCGCAAUAUAAUUGCCUAUCUGGUCGAGCUGAUAAUGACCAAUGUUGAAUUCUAUGGGCUCACGGACCUGCUCUUGAGUAGACUCACGGCUACCGAAGUCUCUCUGGUCGCGCACUUGCUUGGGAUUUGGGACGCCUUUCUCAACCGGGACAAGUAUUUGAGCCCGCUGCGCGACGUCGACCCCACGAUGCAAUUCUUUGAUCCGCUGUUUCAAGACCGUCACCGUAUCCUUAUUUUCGGCCACGGCGUUUUGAAUUUAACGGAAAGAAUUCAAUGCCCCGCAGGCUAUUGGAGCCGACAACUUGAAGAGAUUUCACGUGGCAAUGAUCUACCGGUGCCUCGAAUCUGGAUUGUAUGCAUCCCACCAGAUGCUCACAGUCACGCACCUGCUUUAGCAUCGAUGUCAUACAGAGAGGCGCACAAGAUCUUUCAGGCAAAGGUUAUGAUUCAACCCAAGGGCCGUGAUUUGAAAAAAGUACGGCCACCAGGUAUAGACACUGUAGAGGUGUGGCUCAGUGGAAUGGGAGUAUAUCGAAUGGUGCUCGAGCCUUCAUUCGAUGACUGGGGAGAAAAAAUGAUGUGUUCGAUCGGUGGCAUUUGUUUCCCAAUUGACUGGGACGAUAUUUAUGAGAAUGCAAACAGCAGUUCCUUUCUUCCUUACAUCGAGCCGACACAGGAUCCAAAUACUGUUAAGCAUUCGGAUGUGUGCAGAACAAUGAAGAGAAAGACGGACACAUUUGCGAAAAACGGGAAAGUGGUACUAUGGAAAAAAAAACUAUUGUCUGCCCCCGGGCUACCAUUUCAAUGGGAGUGUUCUUCUAGAAAAUGGCGAGGCUAUGGAUGGGAUCGAGUGUGCUUUUGUGUUUUGAGCGGCGAGUUGGAACAUCGGCGGGAGGAGAUUUUAGGAGAAGCUUAUGUGACAAUUCUAGGCUUCAAUGUUAGUUCAUCGAGGGCAGCACAGAAAGCAUCGAGAUAUGCGAGGGAAACACAUGGGUGGCCCAUCCAGACAUUCUUGUGCUACGCCUUUUGUGUCAAAAUUAAAUCCAUAAUGGUAGAGGAAUCCAGCCAUCCUCGCAGCGCGAAAGCAAAUACAAAACAGCGUCAGAAAUUAUGA
Penicillium cosmopolitanum is the source of this 1161-nucleotide messenger RNA. RefSeq lists its product as uncharacterized. The record is from RefSeq and is a predicted model, not a curated record. Lineage: Eukaryota; Fungi; Ascomycota; Eurotiomycetes; Eurotiales; Aspergillaceae. The transcript has a single exon. Bases 1 to 1161 code for a protein of 386 amino acids.